Molecule: messenger RNA, 3450 nt
Organism: Dipodomys ordii (Ord's kangaroo rat)
Lineage: Eukaryota; Metazoa; Chordata; Mammalia; Rodentia; Heteromyidae
Gene: Kcnma1
Product: potassium channel, calcium activated large conductance subfamily M alpha, member 1
Exons: 30
Coding region: 1-3450 (1149 amino acids)
Biological process (GO): transmembrane transport; potassium ion transport
Cellular component (GO): postsynaptic membrane
Molecular function (GO): large conductance calcium-activated potassium channel activity
Source: RefSeq, a predicted model, not a curated record
AUGUGGUGGGCUUUCCUGGCCUCCUCCAUGGUGACUUUCUUCGGGGGCCUCUUCAUCAUCUUGCUCUGGCGGACGCUCAAGUACCUGUGGACCGUGUGCUGCCACUGCGGGGGCAAGACCAAGGAGGUCCAGAAGAUUAACAAUGGCUCGAGCCAAGCAGAUGGCACUCUCAAGCCAGUGGAUGAAAAAGAGGAGGCAGUGGCAGCCGAAGUCGGCUGGAUGACCUCCGUGAAGGACUGGGCUGGGGUGAUGAUAUCCGCCCAGACGCUGACCGGCAGAGUCUUGGUUGUCUUAGUCUUUGCUCUCAGCAUUGGUGCACUUGUAAUAUACUUCAUAGAUUCAUCAAACCCAAUAGAAUCCUGCCAGAAUUUCUACAAAGAUUUCACAUUACAGAUCGACAUGGCUUUCAACGUGUUCUUCCUUCUCUACUUUGGCUUGCGGUUUAUUGCAGCCAACGACAAGCUGUGGUUCUGGCUGGAGGUGAACUCUGUAGUAGACUUCUUCACGGUCCCUCCCGUGUUUGUAUCUGUGUACUUGAACAGAAGUUGGCUUGGUUUGAGAUUUUUACGAGCGCUCAGACUGAUACAGUUUUCAGAAAUUUUGCAGUUUCUGAAUAUCCUAAAAACCAGCAAUUCCAUCAAGCUGGUGAAUUUACUCUCCAUAUUUAUCAGCACAUGGCUGACUGCGGCCGGGUUCAUCCACUUGGUGGAGAAUUCAGGGGACCCAUGGGAAAAUUUCCAAAACAACCAGGCACUUACCUACUGGGAAUGUGUCUACUUACUCAUGGUCACCAUGUCCACCGUUGGCUAUGGAGAUGUUUAUGCCAAAACUACUCUUGGGCGCCUCUUCAUGGUCUUCUUCAUCCUCGGGGGACUGGCCAUGUUUGCCAGCUACGUCCCUGAAAUCAUAGAGUUAAUAGGAAACCGCAAGAAAUACGGGGGCUCCUAUAGUGCGGUUAGUGGAAGAAAGCACAUUGUGGUCUGUGGACACAUUACUCUGGAGAGUGUUUCCAACUUCCUGAAGGACUUCCUGCACAAGGACCGGGAUGACGUCAAUGUGGAGAUCGUCUUUCUCCACAACAUCUCCCCUAACCUGGAACUCGAGGCUCUGUUCAAACGACAUUUUACUCAGGUGGAGUUUUAUCAGGGUUCAGUCCUCAAUCCACACGAUCUUGCAAGAGUCAAGAUAGAGUCAGCAGAUGCGUGCCUGAUCCUUGCCAAUAAGUACUGCGCUGACCCAGAUGCUGAGGAUGCCUCCAACAUCAUGAGAGUGAUCUCCAUAAAGAACUACCAUCCGAAGAUCAGAAUCAUCACUCAGAUGCUGCAGUAUCACAACAAGGCCCAUCUGCUAAACAUCCCGAGCUGGAAUUGGAAAGAGGGUGAUGAUGCAAUAUGCCUUGCAGAGCUCAAGUUAGGUUUCAUAGCCCAGAGCUGCCUGGCUCAAGGCCUCUCCACGAUGCUCGCCAACCUCUUCUCCAUGAGGUCAUUCAUAAAGAUUGAGGAAGACACAUGGCAGAAAUACUACUUGGAAGGAGUCUCCAAUGAAAUGUACACAGAAUAUCUCUCCAGUGCCUUCGUGGGUUUGUCCUUCCCUACUGUUUGUGAGCUGUGUUUUGUGAAGCUAAAGCUCCUAAUGAUAGCCAUUGAGUACAAGUCUGCCAACCGAGAGAGCCGUAUAUUAAUUAAUCCUGGAAACCACCUUAAGAUCCAAGAAGGUACUUUAGGAUUUUUCAUCGCAAGUGAUGCCAAAGAAGUUAAAAGGGCCUAUUUUUACUGCAAGGCUUGUCAUGAUGACAUCACAGAUCCCAAACGAAUUAAGAAAUGUGGCUGCAAAAGGCUGAUCUAUUUUGAAGACGAGCAGCCAUCAACCCUGUCACCAAAAAAAAAGCAACGCAACGGGGGCAUGAGGAACUCACCCAACUCUUCUCCGAAGCUGAUGAGGCACGACCCCUUGUUAAUUCCUGGCAAUGAUCAGAUUGACAACAUGGACUCUAACGUGAAGAAGUAUGACUCUACUGGGAUGUUUCACUGGUGUGCGCCCAAGGAGAUCGAGAAAGUCAUUCUGACUCGAAGCGAAGCAGCCAUGACCGUCCUGAGUGGCCACGUGGUGGUCUGCAUCUUUGGGGAUGUCAGCUCAGCCCUGAUUGGCCUUCGGAACCUGGUGAUGCCACUCCGGGCCAGCAACUUCCACUACCAUGAGCUCAAGCACAUUGUGUUUGUGGGCUCCAUUGAGUACCUCAAGCGGGAAUGGGAAACACUUCACAACUUCCCUAAAGUGUCCAUAUUGCCUGGUACGCCAUUAAGUCGGGCUGAUUUAAGGGCUGUCAACAUCAACCUCUGUGACAUGUGUGUUAUCCUGUCAGCCAAUCAGAAUAAUAUUGAUGAUACUUCGCUGCAGGACAAGGAAUGCAUCUUGGCGUCACUCAACAUCAAAUCUAUGCAGUUUGAUGACAGCAUCGGGGUCUUGCAGGCUAAUUCCCAAGGAUUCACACCUCCAGGAAUGGACAGAUCUUCUCCAGAUAACAGCCCAGUGCACGGGAUGUUGCGCCAACCAUCCAUCACGACCGGAGUCAACAUCCCCAUCAUCACUGAACUCGUGAAUGACACAAAUGUUCAGUUUUUGGACCAAGAUGACGACGAUGACCCCGACACAGAACUAUAUCUCACACAGCCCUUUGCUUGUGGGACAGCCUUUGCCGUUAGCGUCCUGGACUCGCUCAUGAGUGCGACGUACUUCAACGACAAUAUCCUCACCCUGAUACGGACCCUGGUGACCGGAGGAGCUACCCCAGAACUCGAGGCUCUCAUUGCUGAAGAGAAUGCACUUCGAGGGGGCUACAGCACCCCCCAGACGCUGGCCAAUAGGGACCGCUGUCGUGUGGCCCAGUUAGCACUGCUGGACGGACCCUUUGCAGACUUGGGGGAUGGUGGUUGUUAUGGUGAUCUGUUCUGUAAAGCUCUGAAAACAUAUAACAUGCUUUGUUUUGGAAUUUACCGGCUGAGAGAUGCCCACCUCAGCACCCCCAGCCAGUGUACAAAAAGGUAUGUCAUCACCAACCCCCCCUACGAGUUUGAGCUUGUGCCGACGGAUCUGAUCUUCUGCCUGAUGCAGUUUGACCACAACGCCGGCCAGUCCCGGGCCAGCCUGUCCCAUUCCUCUCAGUCUUCACAGUCCUCCAGCAAGAAGAGCUCCUCUGUCCAUUCUAUCCCAUCCACAGCGAACCGGCAGAACCGGCCCAAGUCCAGAGAAUCUCGGGACAAACAGAAUGCGACAAGGAUGAAUAGAAUGGGCCAAGCAGAAAAGAAAUGGUUUACAGAUGAACCGGAUAAUGCCUAUCCCAGAAACAUUCAAAUCAAGCCCAUGAGUACCCACAUGGUUAACCAGAUCAACCAAUACAAAUCCACAAGCAGCUUGAUUCCUCCAAUCAGAGAAGUUGAAGAUGAAUGUUGA